GGUUUGUGUCCUCAAGGUCGAGAGUUUUCUGCGUUGCUAUAAACUUAUUCCACCAUUCAAUGUUGUGGGGUUGAGCGUAAUGCGACAGGGCAUGUACGUUGGCUUUCAAGGCGGCGAUGGAAAGUACAUCAUUGUCAACCUUGAAUUUCGAAGAUCCUCCCGCUUUUCGAUUACGGACAUGACCUUCACUGCUGACGACCUUAUCACGCCUCUCGUCCUCACCCCGACAAGGGUUGUGCAGCAAAGGCGGCCACCGGAGCAGGAUGAUUUUCCCCAAAUGGGAGAAGGAGAUGAGGAUGAAUAUGUUUUAGAAGAAGGAGAGUUCGUGGCAGGAGAAGGCGUAGGAGAGGAAGACAAAGGAGAGGGAGAGGAAGGAGAGGGAGAGGAAGAGGAAGAGGAAGGAGUAGAAGAAGAAAAAGAAGAAGAAGAAGAAGAAGAAGAAGAAGAGGAAGAGGACGAGGAAGAAGAUCCAAUGGAGGAGGACGGCAGCUGGCAGAGAGAGUUCCUCGAGUCGAGGCCCGUUCGCAGCGACUUCAAGUACUUCUUUUGGGCCGUGUACGUCACAGCUGGAUUACAUUAUCUUCACGUCAAGACCAGCGGCAACGGUGUCUAUGCAUGAAUCGGAGAAAUUUUAUUUGCAGCGCACGUGACGGAAAAAUAUCUCAUCGCGGAGUUGUGGGUCGUUAUCAAGGGCAAACUCACUAAAUGUCUGUUGAAGGGGGAUAAAGUAAUGCCCAUGAA
Chara braunii is the source of this 741-nucleotide messenger RNA. The record is from the annotation of a GenBank genome assembly. NCBI's taxonomy places the organism in Eukaryota, Viridiplantae, Streptophyta, Charophyceae, Charales, Characeae.